AUGGACAACUAUGGGAAGCAGAUCUACGAGUGGAAGCAGAAGUGGCUCAUCAACCAGGUCCCGAAGUCGAUCAACAGCACGGUCUGGGAGGAGUUGUGUGUGCAUUGGGAUAAGGACGAGACGAAAGCUACCUCAGCGGAUGAAAAUGAUGGCGAUCCGGUUGAUGAUUUCGUCCUAAUGAAGACGGCGCAUACCAACAAGCACACCGGGGAGAUUGAUGAUGGUGUUGUGAGGGAUGUGCUCAGCCGGAUCGAAACUCAGAAGGUAGACGAAGAGACCCGUCUAUCUCAGCUUCAAACCGACCUGGACGCCACUUCGACGGCUUCGACCAACUUGUCCCGGAUUCGAACCAUCGAAAUCGUUGAAUCGAAGAAGGGACGUUUGGUCAGUUUGGGUCGUCGAGCCCGGUCGGUUCCUCUUUCUGCACCACAGCCCUGUGUUGAUCCAGAAGUGCUUAUGGACCAGUUGAAGGACAAAGAUGACCGCAUAGCUGCGUUGGAGCAAAAGAUGGCGGAUCAAGAGGUGGGAUGGGAGGCAACGAGGAAGCAGAACGAGCAAAUGAUGGAGAUGAUGAAGAGGAUGUACCCGAACGAGCAGUUCUCGUAG
This is a messenger RNA of Brassica napus (rape), 606 nucleotides long. RefSeq lists its product as uncharacterized. The record is from RefSeq and is a predicted model, not a curated record. NCBI's taxonomy places the organism in Eukaryota, Viridiplantae, Streptophyta, Magnoliopsida, Brassicales, Brassicaceae. The transcript has 4 exons. Bases 1 to 606 code for a protein of 201 amino acids.